Molecule: messenger RNA, 1440 nt
Organism: Paramecium tetraurelia
Lineage: Eukaryota; Ciliophora; Oligohymenophorea; Peniculida; Parameciidae
Exons: 3
Source: RefSeq, a predicted model, not a curated record
AUGCAAUAAUCAGAUUAAGUUGAAGUUGAAUAUAGAAUUGAAAUGCUGACUAGCGAAUUGGAGAGAUGCUCUUAAACCUUACAAUAGAAGAGCAUCGAAUGCGAAGAAUGGAGACUCAAGAGUUUAGGAUUAGAAUAGAAGAUUAAAGAACAUUAAGCUCAUAUUGGAUCCUAAAAGCAACAAUUCGAAGACCUAGCAGAAAAUUUGAAAUCAAAAGCAAUUGAAGUUGAAGAUUUAAGAAGUAAGUACAAUAGAGUCUAAUUUAUCACAAUAAAAGGAUAUGAGGAAAGAAUGGAAUAAUUGGUAGGAGAAAUAGAAAAACUGAAUUAGCUAUUAAUGCAAAAAGCAUAGGAUUGUGAAAGUAGUAGAUAGUAAGUGAUGACUAAGAUACAAGAAUUAUAGGAGGAAAGAUAGAAAUGCUUUCAUUUAGAUAGUUUUAUUAAACAGAUAAAAUCUGAAAAAUUAGAAGCACUUCAUUUCUUAAAUGAAAAGAAUAAAGAAUUGGAAGAAUUAAAGGAACGAUUUAGAGAGGCAGAUCAAUAUAGAUAAAAGAGUGAGAUUUUAGAAAAUGACAUUGAAACAAUUAGAGUAAAUUAUAUGAACAUAUUUAAUUAAAAAUUGGAAGAAAUUGAAGCACUAUAGGCUCAAAUAGAUACAUAACGAUUAAUCAAUGAAAAUACAAUUAGGAUAUCGGAGGAAAAAUAUGCAUAACAAAUUUAAAUAGAAAGGGUGAAUUUACAAAGGUAAAUCAAAGAGACUGUGGCUACAUCAAUUGUGUAAAUGGAGAAUUAAGUGGCUACCCUUAACAAUUUAUUGGAGGCUAAAUAAAAUGAAAUAGAUAAAUUGAAAUUAUAAAGACAUAAUAUAGAAACAGAGAAAAUGAAUUCAAUGCUGAUUGAUAAGAAUAUCAAAUUACAAUAAUUAGAAAGAUAACUCUACGAGAGGACAAAUACGUUGGAUUAAUUAACUUAAUAGAUACAAAAUGGUUAAUUAAUUCCAGCAACUUCUUAGAGUUUAUUAGAAAGAUCAUAUAAAUAAUUAUAAGAUGAUGUGCAUAAAUAAAACAUAGAAAUGACUAUGUUGCAUUAAAGAUGUUUGGAAUUAUAAGAGGAUGUAUAAAAAAAGGCUAAUAUGAAAGCUAAUUAUGAGGGCUAGAUUAACACUUUAUUGAUUGAAAUAGCAAAUUUAAAGAGGGAUGUUUAUAAUAAAUCACGAAUCAAUUCUUAGCAUAGUGAGAAUUAGAGAUUGAUUUAAAUUGAGAAUGAGAAGAGAGCAAUUAAAUAAAAAUAUGAACAAGAUUUGAAAAUAGCUGAAGACAAAAUUAGAUAUUUGCUAAGUAUAGUUGAUCCGAGAGUCUUAGAGUAAUAACUAUAAUACAGAGGAAAUUCAAAUCCCAAUCCUUUAAAGUAGAAUUGCUUAGAGUAACAUUUACUACCAUGA